Messenger RNA from Zerene cesonia (dogface butterfly), 4652 nucleotides. It is a transcript of the gene Top3alpha, whose product is annotated as DNA topoisomerase 3-alpha. The coding region runs from base 361 to 3441 and encodes 1026 amino acids. Gene Ontology annotation, molecular function: zinc ion binding; DNA topoisomerase type I (single strand cut, ATP-independent) activity; DNA binding. The transcript has 15 exons. The record is from RefSeq and is a predicted model, not a curated record. NCBI's taxonomy places the organism in Eukaryota, Metazoa, Arthropoda, Insecta, Lepidoptera, Pieridae. Gene Ontology annotation, cellular component: nucleus; chromosome. Gene Ontology annotation, biological process: DNA topological change.
UAAGGACAUUAUGAGUGAUCUAGACUAACGGCAUAGUGGAAAAUUAUACAUUACGAACGGAUUCUGAAAUUAUCUAAAAAUAAAGGUCUUCACCAAAAUUCCGCUCAGUCAGAAUUUUUGUUCUUUAAAUAUCCUAUAAUGAUCGGACUAUACGUAGUAACUUGUUCUUAAUCUGUGGUUUUGGCUCCUGUACUGUCAAAUGUAAAUUUGACUGUUAAGGCUAAGACUUUGGCGCCAGGGCUCACUGAAAAUAGUAGAAGUUUGUAAACAUUAAUUAAAAUAUAAUUAUUUACGUCGUUUGAAAAAAAAUAGCUUCCAAAUAUGUAAGAACGAUAGCUACCUUCUGUAAGUUAAAAAAUUAUGUUCAUUUCAAUCCAAACCGGGUUGACGCUUAGUAAGAAACUUUAUUUAAGAUUUUUUGGAAAAAGAAAUAUCAGCACUGAAACUAUGAAAUAUCUUAACGUAGCAGAAAAAAAUGACGCUGCAAAGAAUAUCGCAAUGCAUUUAUCAAGAGGGACGUCCAGGCGGCGAGAAGGAUUAUCUCAGUAUAAUAAAAUUUAUGAAUUUGAAGCAGAAGUAAUGGGACAAAAAUGCCAAAUGGUGAUGACUUCAGUAUCUGGCCACUUACUAGGCCUGGAGUUUGUGGGUUCAUACAAAAACUGGCAAUCUUGUAAUCCAUUAUCUUUAUUUGAUGCACCAGUUUUCAAAUACUGUCCUGAAAACUAUGAAAAAAUAAAGAAAACAUUAGAAAGAGAAAUACGUAGUUGCCAGGGGCUCAUUAUUUGGACAGAUUGUGAUAGAGAGGGUGAAAACAUUGGUUUUGAGAUCAUAGAAGUGUGUUCUGCUAUCAAGAAUAAUUUAAGAAUAUUUAGAGCAAAGUUCUCUGAAAUCACAGCUAUAUCGGUUAGAAGAGCUCUACAAAAUUUGGAACAACCAAAUAAAAAUAUCAGUGAUGCUGUUGAUGUAAGGCAAGAACUGGAUCUAAGAAUAGGUGCUGCAUUUACCAGAUUUCAGACAUUAAGGCUGCAGAAAGUGUUUCCAAGUAAACUGGCUCAAAGCUUGGUAAGCUAUGGGUCUUGCCAGUUCCCAACAUUGGGCUUUGUUGUUGAAAGAUACAGAGCUGUAGAAAACUUUGUUUCGGAAACAUUCUGGAAGAUAAAAGUGAAUCACACAAUAAACAAUUUGAGUGUCGACUUCAAUUGGGAAAGGAUAAGACUAUUUGAUCAAGAGGCAUGUGAAGUUUUGCAUGAUGUAUGCACUGAGACUCCCCUUGCCAAAGUCACAGAUGUUAAAACUAAACCCAAGUCUAAGUGGAGACCAUUGCCUUUGGAUACAGUGGAACUUGAAAAAUCUGCAUCAAGGAAGUUGAAAAUUAAUGCAAAAGAAACAAUGCGGUUAGCUGAGAAAUUAUACACCCAAGGUUUAAUCAGUUAUCCUCGUACAGAAACCAAUGAAUUUCCCAAGGAAAUGAAUUUAGGACAGCUUGUUGGAUUGCAAACUGGAGAUCCGAAUUGGGGAGCUUUUGCACAAAAUAUAUUGGAUAAUGGGGGACCUACACCCCGGCAGGGCAAUAAAAGUGAUAAGGCCCAUCCUCCCAUACAUCCAACUAAAUAUACAAACAGUUUAAGUGGAAAUGAGCAACGUUUAUAUGAAUUCAUAGUUCGUUCAUUUCUUGCUUGUUGUUCCAAAGAUGCUCAGGGCCAAGAAACUACAGUCACUAUUAAUGUAGCAAAUGAAAUUUUUUCCGCAAAUGGUCUUAUGAUAACCGCUAGAAAUUAUUUGGAAGUAUAUCCUUAUGAUAAAUGGUCUUCAAAGGAAAUCCAUGUUUAUGAGAUGGGGCAAACAUUUAAUCCUACAAGUAUAGAUUUAGUCGACGGUAACACAUCACCUCCGAAUCUUUUAACAGAAGCUGAUCUAAUCGCUCUUAUGGAAAAACAUGGCAUAGGCACGGACGCAACACAUGCAGAACAUAUAGAAACAAUAAAAAAUAGAUCGUAUGUAGCGCUCGCAGAUGCUAUACAUUUUGUUCCCGGUUUAUUGGGAAUGGGACUUGUUGAAGGAUAUGAUGCUAUGGGCCUUAAUAUAUCGAAACCUCAUCUUAGAGCACAGCUGGAAGCUGAUUUGAAAGCGAUAUCGGAGGGAAGGAAGCAACCACAGGCUGUUUUAGCAGAACAGAUAGCAAAAUAUAAAGAAGUUUAUUUAACAGUAUCAGCUGAGGCCAAUAAAAUAGACGGUGCGCUAGCUGAAAGGUUUAGCGAAAGACCGGCUGAAUACACGCCCACUGUAGAAACAAUGCCUAGUGAUUUACAAUCAGUGUUGAAAUGUCCAAAAUGCGGAUCUAACAUGGUUAGUAGGCAGAAGAAAAAUAAUUCUGACGAAUUUUACAUAAGUUGUUUAUCAUAUCCAAAUUGUAAAAACGCUGUGUGGUUGCCCAAUAUUGUAAAGACUCUACAGGUGUUGCCAGAUACAUGUUCUGAAUGUGGUCCGAAUUACAAAAAGCUUAAAUUUGAAUGGCGAAACAAUUCAAUAAAUCAUUUAUAUCCCCAACCAUACGUAACUUGCAUUGGAGGUUGUGAUACAACCUUUUUGGAGUUACUCAGGAUAAAUCUGAGUAGUGUUAGAAAAACAAAUAUUCAAAGCACUGAAAAUAACCGGAAUAUAACAAAUAGCAAUAGAACUAACACAGUGACUUCUGCAACAAAUGUAAGGCCAGCACAGCCAAGGCAAUUUACACCUCCAGCCACUGUAGUUAGAGCUCCAAAUCCCACACCAGUUCCUAGAAUGCCAGUGCCAAGAAAUACUGGGAACGCUAGCGGAAGAUUCCCAACUCCAAGCAGUUCGGGAGGUAUUGACGACGAUAACAUCUUAUGUGGAUGUAAUAAGCCCGCAAUUUUAUUGACCGUACGUAAACAAAAUGCCAAUUUUGGUAAGAAGUUCUACAAAUGCCAAUCAGGAAAAGAUAAUAACGGAUGCGAUUUCUUUCUAUGGGCGCCAGAGUCUGUUGACGGAAACGCCCAGAACAAUCUAGACACUCCCCCGGCGAGUAACUCUUGGGGAAAUUCGCAAUCUGGUGGGAAUAGAGGCUGGGGCAUAACACCGAGUAUUAAUAGAGAUGAUUUCGCACCAAAUGACGAUAAUGUUAUGUGCAAUUGUAAUUUACCAUGUAAAAAGAUAACUGUACAUAAAGAAGGUCCAAACAAAGGUCGACCGUUUUAUGGUUGUCCAAAGGAUUUCAAUUCUCGCUGCUCUUUCUUCCAAUGGGCGGACGAAGGAGCUAGUACUACUACAGAAUGGCGUGGCAACACUACCACCGGGCGAGGAAGGGGUAGGACGAGGUCCGAUAGGGGUCAGGGCGGGAGUGGGGAGGGGUCGCGGACACGACGGUGUGGGUUAUGUCGGCAAGAGGGACACACUCGUAAUAGAUGUCCUAACGCUAAUUAAAUCAAAAGAAUAUAUUACUAAAUAUUUCUUAUGAAUAGCAUUUAACAACUCAUUGCCUUUGAGUGGAAUAUACGAUUAAUUUUACAAUAUUUUCACUCUAUUCGAACGAACGUUCUUUCUGUUCUUUAAUGAAUCGAAUACAAAUAUGUUUUGCCAUUUAACAUAAUUUCCCUAAAAUAAAUAUUGAAAGCAAUAUUUUUAUAAUUCCUUUUAAACUUUGUUUAAAUUAUAUCUAUGUUGUGUGUAUGAAUACAGUCGCUAGUUUGUAUAAAAAUUGCUAUUGCGCCCGAAGAUAAGCAACUAAUAUGUAGUUAAAUUAACGAUAUUGUUAUACCAGCUAUACAGUUGUGGUAUUAAUUGUGUAAACUACAGAGUUUAUAAUUUUCUUUAUAUUUUCACUAGGUAUUCUCGAAUACGUUUAUAUAUGUUUUUUAUAUAAAAUAUGUACAUAACAGAUUUACCCCCAACUUCAUUCAGGCGUGCAUAGAUUCAAAUUAAAAUUCAAGCAAUUCUUCAAAAUAAAUUAUAGCCUACAGACGGCAGAAUAUCUAAGACUUAUGUAACAUUAAAGUUUCAUUAAAGUACGUCCAGGGAAAGCCGGACAACAGAUAGACGGAUAAAUAUUUCAUUUUUUUGGCUUGUGUGACCCAGAAAUGAAUUUUAUUCAGUUUUUAAUGUACAAAAUCGAACUUUUCUACUACAAUUAUAUAAUACUAGCUGUCCCAGCGAACUUCGCAACGCCAUAGAAUAUUGUUUCGACAUAUUUUCCUUAUAGUUCUCAUCUUUUAAACCUUCCCUAGACCUCCACGGACAUAUCAAGACCAAAAUAAAAUAAAUCCGUUCAGCCGUUCUCGAGUUUUAGCGAGACUAACGAACAGCAAUUGAUUUUAUAUAUAAAGAUAUAAAGUUUUGAAAUGAGUAAGCAAACUCGUAGGCAUUUGUAAUUAUAUUAAAGUUUAUGAUGUGUGAGUCAGCCAUAGAUCCGCAAUGUAAAACCUUUUCAAUUAAAAAAAAAUAAUAUGUUCUGUGCCUUAUUAGCUUUACAACAAUCUAAGUAAUUAUAAUCAAUACAUUAAUUAAACAACUUGUAUAAACAAGGAUGCAAUCAUUAAACCUGUGUGUAGCUCUAUAUAAUUUUAUUAUUGUUUUAUUUAUGUAUUGAUUAAUACACGACCAUUGAUGUUAUGAAACUAGAAAUAAAAGCAAUUGUU